This is a messenger RNA of Xiphophorus maculatus (southern platyfish), 1361 nucleotides long. RefSeq names its product retinol dehydrogenase 12 (all-trans/9-cis/11-cis) (gene rdh12). The transcript has 7 exons. The coding region runs from base 85 to 1041 and encodes 318 amino acids. Lineage: Eukaryota; Metazoa; Chordata; Actinopteri; Cyprinodontiformes; Poeciliidae. The record is from RefSeq and is a predicted model, not a curated record.
CUGCUUUGACAUCAGCUGUUCUGCCUACACACAUCAGCUGCAUCUUCUAGAAGAGGACAGCCAGGCUCAGAGAUCUGUGGCGUGAUGUUUGUCUUAUUAAUUAUCGCGGGCCUCGGAGUGGUGACGCUUCUGGUGAUUUUAUUCGCUCCACAUAUACGAAGAUAUGCAGCAGGAGCCGUGUGCAAAUCCACAGCGCGUCUGGAUGGGAAGACGGUGCUCAUCACCGGGGCCAACACAGGGAUCGGGAAAGAGACCGCCCUGGACCUGGCAGUGCGAGGCGCUCGGGUGAUAAUGGCGUGCCGAAACGUGGAGAAGGGCGAGGAGGCCGCCGCCAGUAUACGAGCCGCGUACUCGGAAGCCAAAGUGGAAGUGCGAGAGCUGGAUUUGGCAGACACCUGCUCCAUACGAGCGUUCGCUCAGAAAUUUCUGAGAGAGGUCAACCACCUUCAUAUACUCAUCAACAAUGCCGGCGUGAUGAUGUGUCCCUACACGAAAACAGUCGACGGCUUUGAGAUGCAUAUCGGAGUCAACCAUUUAGGUCACUUCCUGUUGACGUACCUCCUGAUCGGACUGCUGAGGCGCAGCGCGCCGGCCCGCGUCCUGGUGGUCUCGUCGCUGGCACACAACUUCGGCUGGAUCCGUUUCCAUGACCUUCACAGCCAGGGCAGCUACAACAGCGGAUUAGCAUACUGCCAGAGCAAACUGGCAAAUGUGCUGUUUGCCAGAGAGCUGGCCCGCAGGCUAAAAGGCACCAAUGUGACGGUGAACUCGGUCCACCCGGGCACGGUGAACUCCGACCUGACCCGACACUCGACCCUCAUGAUGAUACUGUUCACCGUCUUCUCCGUGUUCCUGAAGACGCCGCUGGAAGGAGCACAGACCAGCGUGUACUGCGCUGUGGCCGAGGAGCUCCACUCGGUGUCCGGGAAACACUUCAGCGACUGCGCCCCCGCCUUCGUCGCUCCUCAGGGGAGAAGUGAGGAGACGGCCAGCAAACUGUGGGACGUCAGCUGCGAGCUUCUGGGCAUCGACUGGGACUGAGUCCUCCUCUUCGCAACGCUCACAUUUCUCAGGCUUCCUCGGAGUCCCUCACACUUCAGUUCUUGUUUUUUCUUUUUUACAUUUUUAUUUCGAUGUUCCGUACUGGAACAUCGAAAGCUUUUCUUUUCGGUACGUUCUAUAGGAGGUAAAUCAAUGUGAAGUUUUUUUUUUUUUUGGGUGAAAUAAGAUGCAGUAACGUUGCGUGUUUUGGUGCUCUGCUGCAGCUCGAUAGACCAGAACCAGUCUACUGUAUCGACGGUUCAUAUCUUAGGACUCUAUUUUCAUAACACAAUGCGAAUACAGCAAAUGGCAAAAAAAAA